GCCCUACCUUGCCAGACUUAGCUGACCAGCCAGCAAGGACGCCCGCUGCCUCCCACCUGCCCUCCUGCCCUCCUUCGCCAUCCAAGCCCAGCCUGAGCCAGCACCUGCCUUUACGACCAUGUUCAAGGGAUUGAGCAAAGGCUCCCAGGGGAAGGGGUCCCCCAAGGGCUCCCCAGCCAAGGGGUCCCCCAAAGGCUCCCCCAGCUAGCACAGCUGGGCUGCCACCCAGGAGCUGGCCCUGCUCAUCUCCCACAUGCAAGCCAGCGCCGACCAGGUGGAGCGGGACAUCCUGGAGAUGCAGAAGAGGCUGCAGCAGGACCGGCUGAACAGUGAGCAGAGCCAGGCCCUGCAGCACCAGCAGGAGACGGGCCGCAGCCUGAAGGAGGCCGAGGUGCUACUCAAGGACCUCUUCCUGGACGUGGACAAGGCCCGGCGGCUCAAGUACCCGCAGGCUGAGGAGACUGAGAAGGACAUCAAGCAGCUGCACGAGCGGGUGACCCAGGAGUGUGCGGAGUACCGUGCCCUGUACGAGAAGAUGGUACUGCCGCCCCGGCGUGGGACCCAGGGUCGACUGGGCACGCGUGCUGGAGCAGAAACAGAAGCAGGUCUGCGCCGGCCGGUAUGGGCCGGGCAUGGCGGAGCUGGAGGAACAGAUCGCGGAGCUCAACAUCCUGCAGAACAAGAUCAACGACCAAGGAGAGCAGCUGCGGAGCCUCGUGGGGCCGGAUGCAGCCACCAUCCGGAGCCAAUACCGAGACCUACUGAAGGCGGUGUCGUGGCGCGGGCAGAGCCUGGGCAGCCUGUGCACGCACUGCAGGGCUGCACGCGGCAGCUGAGCGCCCUGGCGGAGCAGCAGCGCCGCAUCCUGCAGCAGGACUGGAGAGACCUCAUGGCCGAUCCUGCGGGCGUGCGGCGGGAAUACGAGCACUUCAAGCAGCACGAGCUGCUGAGCCAGGAGCAGAGCGUAAACCAGCUGGAGGACGACGGAGAGCGCAUGGUGGAGCUGCGGCACCCCGCGGUGGGGCCCAUUCAGGCCCACCAGGAGGCCCUGAAGAUGGAGUGGCAGAACUUCCUGAACCUGUGCAUCUGCCAGGAGACCCAGCUGCAGCACGUGGAGGACUACACCCGGUUCCAGGAAGAGGCCGACUCAGUCAGCCAGACCCUGGAGAAGCUCAACUCCAACUUGGAUGCCAAGUCCAGCCCUGCACCUGGGGGCCCCCCUGGCACCCCCACAGAGCUGCUGCAACAGCUGGAGGCAGAGGAGAAACAGCUGGCCGUCACUGAGAGGGCCACUGGGGACCUGCAGUGGCGAAGCCGGGAUGUGGCCCCUCUGCCACAGCGAAGAAACCUGCCUCAGCAGCCCCUGCACGUGGACAGCAUCUGCGACUGGGACUCAGGAGAAGUGCAGCUGCUGCGGGGUGAGCGGUAUAAGCUGAUAGAUAACACUGAGCCGCACACCUGGGUCGUGCAGGGCCCUGGUGGGGACAACAAGUGUGCUCCCGCCGCCUGCUUCUGCAUCCCAGCACCAGACCCUGAUGCCGUGGCCAGUGCCUCCCGGCUGGCCUUGGAGCUGCAGGCCCUGAAGCAGAAACAGGCCACAGUCCAGAGCUGCCUGAAGGCCAGCACUGUGGAGUCUGUGCGGCCCAGCUAGCAGGCUCCAUCUGGCUUGGCCUUGGCCAACCCACAGGCCCAGAAGCUCCUGACACAGAUGACCCGGCUGGAUGGAGACCUGGGACAGAUAAAGAGGCAGGUGCUGGCCUGGGCGCGGGCCCAGCUAAGCCGCACCACACCCCUGGAGGGCCACAUCCACAGCCACAAGGGGCGGUCACCCAGCUGAAUCAGAGUCAGGCUGACACUGACCCAGAUCCCUGUGACCGGGACUCUCAGCAACGACACAGAGGUGACCUGGGGGAGCAGUCGUCUUGGAAUGGGAGGAGGAAGAGCCCCCAUGUGGAGCACGUGGACACAGGAAGAGGUGCAGGUGCUGGCCUGUGAACCUGGUCUUCACCUGAGGGACGGGCAAGUGGAGGACAGAGAACCAGUAGAUUGUGCAGGGGUCCCAGGACCUGAUUGCUUGUAUCCACCAUUGACCCUGAAGACAUUCACAGAUGUUCUGUUGGACCCAGCUGUCAUGAGAUGCCCUGAUGACAGCCCCAAUUUUGGAGCCAUAGGUGAAUGUCGCUGUCCCUCUAGGAGGUGUGGACAGUGAAAGUUCCUGUGUCACCACAGCCUGGGAAGUGACUCCUGAACCCAUAGAAAGAAAAAAGAUAUCAUCAGGACAGGAGACAAAACCCUGGAGAAUAUAGACACCUAGUAGUUUCUAAGUAAUUUUUUUAACUAUUAAAAAAAUCAUUGAGCAAAUAAAGAAAAAACAUACAAAUAUCUACCUUUCUAAU
This is a messenger RNA of Pongo pygmaeus (Bornean orangutan), 2396 nucleotides long. RefSeq names its product envoplakin-like protein. Gene Ontology annotation, biological process: wound healing; intermediate filament cytoskeleton organization. Lineage: Eukaryota; Metazoa; Chordata; Mammalia; Primates; Hominidae. The record is from RefSeq and is a predicted model, not a curated record. Gene Ontology annotation, molecular function: structural molecule activity; cadherin binding. Gene Ontology annotation, cellular component: intermediate filament; cytoplasm; membrane.